UCGAUGGUUCUAGAAAACGGACGAGGCGACGACGCCGCUUGACUAUGACCACCGCUGAUCCCUCGUCUCGGUCGCAGGUGCGAAAGCCUCGAAGAGAAGACAGGGGCCUCUCGAUCGAGAGAGGGAGAGAGGUCGAGUCGGAGCUUCGCGGCCCCUUCACGAGCUCCCACUUCCAACACCGGAAUUUAGGAGGUGAUUCUAUAGAAGAUGAGUGUUGUUGGAUUUGACGUUGGAAAUGAGAGCUGCAUUGUUGCUGUUGCCCGCCAACGCGGCAUCGACGUGGUGCUCAAUGACGAAUCGAAGCGUGAGACUCCUGCCGUGGUCUGCUUUGGAGAGAAGCAGCGGUUCAUCGGAACUGCUGGCGCGGCGUCCUCCAUGAUGAACCCCAAGAACACAGUUUCACAGAUAAAGCGCCUCAUCGGCAGGAAAUUUUCCGAUCCCGAGCUCCAGAGGGAUAUCCAAUCCCUUCCAUUCAAGGUGACCGAAGGGCCAGAUGGGUUCCCGCUAAUCCAUGUCAACUAUCUUGGUGAGCAGAGGACCUUUACUCCAACCCAAAUUCUUGCGAUGGUUCUUUCCGACCUGAAGGGGAUUGCCGAGAAGAAUAUGCAUGCGGCUGUUGUGGAUUGCUGCAUAGGAAUUCCAGUGUACUUUACUGAUAUCCAGAGAAGGGCAGUGCUGGAUGCUGCCACUAUUGCUGGAUUGCAUCCUCUCCAGUUGUUCCAUGAGACCACUGCCACUGCAUUGGCUUAUGGUAUCUACAAGACGGACUUCCCAGAGAAUGAUCAGCUGAAUGUGGCUUUUGUCGAUGUGGGUCAUGCAAGCAUGCAGGUCUGCGUUGCUGGGUUUAAGAAGGGGCAGCUGAAGAUUUUGGCACAUUCUUAUGAUCGGUCCCUUGGAGGGAGAGAUUUUGAUGAAAUGCUUUUCAAGCACUUUGCUGCCAAAUUCAAGGAUGAAUACAAGAUCGAUGUGUAUCAGAAUGUACGAGCUUGCCUCAGGCUUUGGGCAGCGUGUGAAAAGUUGAAAAAGGUUCUCAGUGCAAACCCAGAAGCACCACUGAACAUUGAGUGUUUGAUGGAUGAGAAGGAUGUGAGAGGGUUUAUCAAAAGGGAAGAAUUUGAGCAGAUCAGCGCCCCAAUAUUGGAACGAGUUAAACGGCCAUUGGAGAAGGCACUUGUGGAAGCAGGGUUGAGUGUGGAGAAUAUUCACUCGGUUGAGGUUGUUGGGUCAGGUUCCCGAGUUCCAGCCAUUAUUAGAAUCUUGACUGAGUUUUUCGGGAAAGAGCCUAGACGGACAAUGAAUGCAAGUGAGUGUGUUGCUCGAGGCUGUUCACUACAAUGUGCCAUCCUCAGUCCAACAUUUAAAGUCCGGGAGUUUCAGGUUCAUGAGAGUUUCCCCUUGUCAAUAGCAUUGUCAUGGAAAGGAUCUACCCCUGAUUCCCAGAAAGGAGAAUCAGAAAGUCAACAGAGUUCAGUCGUGUUUCCCAAGGGAAAUCCAAUCCCUAGUGUCAAAGCUCUUACAUUUUAUAGAUCUAUUACUUUUACAGUCGAUAUCAUUUACACUGAUGGUGGUGAUUUGCAAGUUCCAUCAAAGAUUAGCACAUAUGCGAUUGGUCCUUUCCAAUCUGGCAAAGGUGGGAUUGUGAAGUUGAAAGUAAAAGUUCGGAUGAAUCUUCAUGGAAUUGUUUCUGUUGAAUCAGCCACUAUGUUGGAAGAAGAAGAAGUUGAUGUUCCAGUGUCAAGCGCUACAGAGCUAACAAUGGAGGCUACAAAUAUGGACAUGGAUGAAGCAACAAAUGAUUCCUCCAAAACUGAAAAUGACGUAAACAUGCAGGAAGCUAAAGGUUCGGUUGGUAAUUCUAGUGGUGGGAUUGAGAAUGGGACAUCAGAGAUCGAGGAAAACGCUGUGAGGAUGGAGACAGAUACCAAGGUGGAAGUUCCUAGAAAGGUCAAGAAAACCAACGUUCCCAUAACUGAAUUGGUUUAUGGUGGGAUGUUAGCUGAAGAAUUGCAAAAAGCAGUUGAGCAAGAGUUUGAGAUGGCUCUCCAAGACAAGGUGAUGGAAGAAACUAAGGACAGGAAAAACACUGUGGAGGCAUAUGUGUAUGACAUGCGAAACAAGCUGCAUGACAAAUAUCAGGACUUUGUAACAUCAACAGAGAAGAAAGAGUUUAUUGCAAAGCUACAGGAAGUCGAGGAUUGGUUGUAUGAAGAUGGAGAGGAUGAAACAAAGGGUGUUUAUGUUGCUAAGCUUGAGGAGCUCAAAAAGACAGGUGAUCCGAUUGAAGAGCGUUACAGGGAGUGGGCAGAGAGAGGUCCUGCUAUUGAUCAACUUGUUUAUUGCAUUAAUAGUUUCAGAGAAGCAGCAUUGUCCAGUGAUCCUAGAUUUGAUCACAUUAAUAUAACUGAAAAGCAGAAGGUGAUUAAUGAGUGUGGUGGAGUAGAAGCAUGGCUAAGGGAGAAGCAGAAGCUGCAGGAUGCUUUACCCAAAUCUGCCACUCCGGUUCUUCUUUCUGCAGAUCUGAAGAGAAAAGCUGAAACAUUAGACAGGUUUUGCAAGCCAAUAAUGACAAAGCCAAAGCCACCUCCAGCCAAGCCACAACCCCCUCUAACUGAGAUGCCAGCAGCUCAACCCCAAACCGGUGAGCAGCAGCAUAUGGGAGAUCGCACUGCUGAAGGUAGCAGUCAGGUGCCGCCAACAACAGCUCCUGAGCCAAUGGACACUGACAAAUCAGAGGCUGAAUCUGCCGCAUAAAGAGUAUUUAGAAGCAGUUCCAGACUACUAAUUGUUUGGGUUGGAGCCAUAUGAGAUGAUGUGUGUGGUGGUCAUCUACACAUUAUUGUAGCAAAAUUUAGUCAUGCGAAAAUGAGUGGAAAGAGAUCCACAGAUUCUGAGUGGGUCCUUUGGGUCUUA
Musa acuminata subsp. malaccensis (wild Malaysian banana) is the source of this 2910-nucleotide messenger RNA. RefSeq names its product heat shock 70 kDa protein 14. The record is from RefSeq and is a predicted model, not a curated record. NCBI's taxonomy places the organism in Eukaryota, Viridiplantae, Streptophyta, Magnoliopsida, Zingiberales, Musaceae. Gene Ontology annotation, molecular function: ATP-dependent protein folding chaperone; ATP binding. Gene Ontology annotation, cellular component: nucleus; cytosol. Gene Ontology annotation, biological process: protein folding.